Molecule: messenger RNA, 559 nt
Organism: Haliotis rubra (blacklip abalone)
Lineage: Eukaryota; Metazoa; Mollusca; Gastropoda; Lepetellida; Haliotidae
Product: E3 ubiquitin-protein ligase mind-bomb-like
Exons: 3
Coding region: 140-544 (134 amino acids)
Biological process (GO): protein ubiquitination
Cellular component (GO): cytoplasm
Molecular function (GO): ubiquitin-protein transferase activity; zinc ion binding
Source: RefSeq, a predicted model, not a curated record
ACAGGUGGGUUUUCUCGCUGGCAUAAAGCCAAGGUUGUGUUUCUACUUUCGGUUUAAUGAGAUCGUAGUUGUUGACAAGGACGUCCAGAUAUUGCUGUGGAGAUUUUCACAUCUUUGAUAUCCUGUGUGUCCACUCAAGAUGACCGCUACCUACCCAUGUCCGGGAAUCAGAGUGGUCAGAGGUCCCGACUGGGCGGGGAGAGAUCAAGAUGGCGGCGAAGGUCACGUGGGAACGGUUGUGAAGAUAGAGGAUUCUGAUUGGGCAAAAGGCAAAGUGUCCGUUAUCUGGGACAGUGGCCGAGAGUUCCAGUACCGGGCAGGAUAUGAUGGCAAGUUCGAGCUGCUGGUGUUUGACUCAGGUCCUACAGGAGACCAAGUGAAAGGCGCCCAGUGUGAUGGAUGUGGAGAAGUUAACAUUUCAGGGAUGAUAUGGACGUGCUCGACAUGCACGAACUUCAUCCUGUGCACCCUUUGUUACAACACAGAACGCCACGACACAGACCACGCCUUCCUCUGCAGUCUCACCAUCAACUCACCACUGUGAGUACGCGUCUCAAUG